UUCUUUAGAAUAUAGGAACACGAAAAAAUCUUUUAUUCUUUCGAUACCAAUCUACUUGAGACAGAUUCCGGUUCUAAUACAAAAUCUUUCAUGUUUGAGAUUUUUCUUCUUCUGAUUUCUUGUUAAGUUCUAAACACCAGUUUACUAAUGAUUCCAAAUUUUGGUACCAAGGCCAGCAAGUUUAGAAGGGGUGGGUCAGUCGAUUGCAUUGACCCCCAGUGUUCAGCCAGGGACUAUUUUAAACUCCCCCCCCCCACACACACACACACACAAAAAGAUGCAAAUGAACCUCAGUGAAAUUUGAACUCAGAACAAAGAGAACCAAAUGAAAUGCUGAUAAGCAAAGGAUACCAUGAGGCCAACGCAUAUUUCAAAUGAAACUUUUGGGGGUUUCUUACCUGUCGGUAUUUAUGGUUGGAGGAAACGCUGUUUAUAUGCGUUCAUUCUGUUACUCAUGAUCCUUGUUAUUAUGAACUUGGCCCUUACAGUAUGGAUUCUUCGAGUUCUAGAUUUUUCUAUAGGUGGAAUGGGAAAGCUCAGAAUCUUAGACAAGGGUAUCCGAGUAGAUGGUAGAACAGAAUUUACAAAAACAUUGUACACAUCAAAAAUAAAUUCUUUGCCAAAAAAGCCACUGUUUGUGGAAUCCAGUGCAAAUGUAACAAUAGAAGCCAGAGAUAAAACUGGUGCCGUAACGAACCAAUUAAUUAUAGGAGAGAACAACAUAGAAUCCAGAGGUGAUAGAUUUGAAAUCAAAGACAAAAAAGGACGAGAAAGUUUGGUUAUUACAAGAGAUCAUAUAGAACUGUAUCGCAGUAAAUUAGUACAGAAAGGCAACACACUCUUUGAUGGUUCCAUUGAAACACCAACAGUUCAUUCACCAAACAACAGACCUUUGGUAAUUGAAGCACCAGAAAGUUCUGUGAAGCUGGUUGGUCACACAGGCGUUAACUUAAUUUCAGCUUCAGGAAAAGUGGAGUUGAAGAGUUCACAAGACAUCAGCUUCCAUUCUGGAAAAUCUUUUAUAUCAUUUGAUGCCAAAGGUAUUUACCUAAAAAAUUUGAAGAUAAAUCGAGACGCAGGUGGCAAUUCUACCAACUUUAAUGCAAAAGUUUUCCAGUUAUGUAUGUGCAAUACAGGCCGGUUAUUCCUGGCGCCACCAACAGAAGAAUGUAUGGCAACAAAUGAUGCCUGUCGAAGAUAACAAAAUUUCUCUAACAAAUCACACUUCCUAAUCACAUAAACUUCUUAUUUGAGUGUUUCCCAGCAUCACAAGCACCGGAAUAUUUCUAUGCUGCAUAACUCAUGUGCCUUCAUUUCUAUCACAAGACACACUUCCCAUAAAAAAAAGAAAAAGAAAUAGAUAAAUAUAUAUAUAUAUUUGCACACACAUAUAUAUUAUAAUAUUACAUAUAUUACAUAUACACAUUACAUAUAUACAUAUGUACAUAAAUACAUAUAUAUAUUACAUAUACACAUAUAUGCAUUACAUAUAUAUAUAUAUGUAUAUAUAUAAAAGUUAUUGUGCAUUAAUAAAGCUACCGUUGGUGUUUUCAUGCCGAGAGAAAUCUCUCAGCAAUUUUCGAGCCUGCUACCAAGAUGGAGAUGAGUAGCAAUGUUCAUAUCUGACAGGUUUGAUAUUUAUUUAGAGAUUUCUUUUGCAUGAAACCAACGGUAGUCUUGUUAAUCUACAAAUAAAGAAUAUUUAUCUACCACUGAUUAUUGAACACUCAUCCUGACUGUUCAAUACAAGUGUGCAUGUGUGUGUGUGUGUGUGUGUGUAUAU
Octopus bimaculoides (California two-spot octopus) is the source of this 1783-nucleotide messenger RNA. Its product is annotated as zeta-sarcoglycan. Lineage: Eukaryota; Metazoa; Mollusca; Cephalopoda; Octopoda; Octopodidae. The record is from RefSeq and is a predicted model, not a curated record. Gene Ontology annotation, cellular component: membrane; sarcoglycan complex.